GUGUCCAAAGCUCCCUCUCCCUAGCAGUGGUUCGUGGGUGCUGGUGCCUUGUCUGUAACGCUGCUGCCAUCAGCCAGGGAGCAGGAGACGGUGGCACCGGGGGCCUGCUAGCUGCUGCUGCAAUGCAAUGGGGCCUUUGGACCAGUGUAAGGGACUGGGGGAGGAUGGGAGCAGAAGGGGUUGAAAACCAGGCGCCUCCUGUGUGUUCUCACUGCCUGCGGCCUAAGGCUGCCUAGGUCCCACCCACCACGGGCUCCUGGCCAGUGAAGGGCGCAGUGACCAACACAGCCGCACCCUAUAAGCCCAGCAAGUGGGGGAGUUCCCUUGCCCUGCACGCAUGCGCGGCCCGCCCCCUCCCCCGCAUUACGCUGCGAGGUCUGGCGUGACUACAUCUCCCACCAGGCCUGGCGCCUGCGAUGAUCCUGAGCAUGCGCAGUCUGUUUUGUCCUCUUGGACCAGGACAGGCCGCUGGCUGGAUUGUCAAGCAGCCGGGGAGCGGCUCUGGGCAGCGACGUGAGGAGGUGACAGCGUCCGGGAGCCGGCCUGGGCAGCACCGGGCACUCCUGGAGGUUGAUGCAGGUGGAGGCUGCCCGUGGACCGGGUAGUGAUGGUCGGCUAUGACCCCAAAUCUGAAGUGAAGUCCAUCUCCGCUGUGGAGGUGGCUGUGGCAGGAUCUGCAUCUGGGUUUGUCACUCGGGCUCUAAUCAGCCCUGUGGAUGUCAUCAAGAUUCGCUUUCAGCUUCAGAUUGAACAACUCUCCCCCAGAAACCCACUGGCUAAAUAUUAUGGCAUCUUGCAAACGGCACACCGGAUCUGCCAUGAGGAAGGGCCAACAGCAUUCUGGAAGGGGCAUGUGCCCGCUCAGCUCCUCUCAGUCAGCUAUGGAGCUGUCCAGUUUGUGACCUUUGAGUGCCUGACGGAAUUGGUGCACAAUGCCACAUCAUACAACACCCGCAACUGCAUCGUGCACUUUGUGUGUGGCGGCCUGGCUGCUUGCACUGCCACCAUGACAGUUCAGCCUCUUGACACACUACGCACCCGCUUUGCUGCUCAGGGCGAGCCUAAGGUUUAUCGAAAUCUUCGUCAUGCUGUGGUGACCAUGUACCAAACAGAAGGGCCUCUGACCUUCUACAGGGGUUUGACCCCCACUAUCAUCGCUGUCUUUCCAUACGCUGGUCUCCAGUUCUCCGUUUACAAUCUCCUGCAACAAUUGUAUAAAUGGAUGAUGCCAUCGGAAGGAAGGAAUGCAGGUAAUGUUAAAAACCUCGUGUGUGGCAGCUGUGCCGGAGUUAUCAGCAAAACCCUUACUUACCCUUUUGACCUAUUUAAAAAGCGGUUGCAGGUGGGAGGCUUUGAGCAGGCCCGGGCAGCCUUUGGGCAGGUGCGGACGUACAAGGGUUUAAUGGACUGUGCUGGGCAAAUUGUGCGAGAGGAGGGGCCUGUUGGAUUGUUUAAGGGUCUCUCCCCCAGCUUGCUGAAGGCUGCUCUCUCUACUGGCUUCACCUUCUUCUGGUAUGAGUUCUUCUGCAACCUGCUGUAUGCCCUGAAGAACACUGGCAGCACUAAGGGGUAGGAGGGCUGAAGAGGCAGGACUCAUCGUCUGCAGUUUAUUCUGUGGAGGAGUAAGACUAGUGGCCUCAUUGUCACAUGGAGUGGGGUGGGGAAUGGCUCCUCCCUGCCAGGGCUCUGAAAACACGUGUCCACUAGCUUUGGAGGAAAGAUCUGUUUGCAACAAAACCAAAGGAGCAGGUGACUGCGGCUUCUGUUGAGCACACUGAGCCCUGGGGUACACUGAGCAUCUUCCAUCAUAUCUCCUAUAGUAUCAGCAUUCACUCUGGGAGAAGGAGUUUUAUAAAAACCUAAUGCUACUACCCGUCUGGCAACAUGCUCUGAAGUGGCAUCUGAUCAAAUGUAUGAAAUCCUUCAAGCACAGGGACCCAUCUGACUUAGCUAGUGCCACUUAAUGAUGCCACAUCUUUAAAGAUUCAACCCUCUGCUUAGGGCCUGUCCAUUUGCUGCAUAUUCUCAUCUCCCUGCUGUACAGGUAAUCCCUUCCUUAUUCUGCAUAGACACCUGUCUUCUCUUUGCCAUUGACAUUUACCAGCUCCACAUCCUCAGCCACUUUAAACGUAGCGUCAUCUAGCAAUGUUUAUGCCAACCCUGAUUUGCUUUCUCACUACAAGUGGCAAGCUUACUUUUGUUUUACAAGUGUCCCUUAUUUUGCCUGUGAGUUCUGCUGUGGGCCUCUUAGGGUUCUACUUUGCUAGUGUAAUGCUCUUACAAACAGUUCUGCAGGUCUAAUGCUGUUUGCUGUCAGGAAGGUCUCUCAAUGCACAAAACCUAUUCUUGCUUCGCACUGACAUGUUGGGGCUCUGCUUUGCUAUUAGAUUGUCAUGAUUAAACAGAUGCUAUAAAGAUUUUUUUUUUUAACCUACCUUAAAAUAAUAAAGAUAGUCCUGUGGAAACUAGUGACUUUUUCGUCAUCAGAGAGCCAAGGAAUUGCUGAGCACCUGGUGCACUUGGGAGAUUAAUUCUUUGAGUCUGUUGCUGAGGCUUGAGAGAGACCUGAGAAUUGCCAGUUAGACUGAAAGAAAUGACAUGGUUGCUCUGUGCAGGGCAUUGGAGCAGAUCUUCCUCCCUGGAAAUAUUUCCAAACCUUCUCUAUUGUGGGUUAAAUGAUCUAAACCUGUCACAGUCCCUUGUCGGGACUGAAGGGCAAAGAAGCUUGAGGAGUUUGGAAUUGUUUAUGUAUAGUUUGUUUUUGUUUUUAAUUUUUGUGAAGCAGCCUGGUGAGCCUCCAUUUGCACUAGGAGGGAAUGAAUGGGCAGAGAGCCUCCACACUGAUCAUGGUUUGUUGCACACUGGACUGUUGAUGAUACAUGUGAUGGGUCUAUAUAAUAUGAUCAUUUAGCUGGUGGGGAAGGGAUUUAGUGGCCUCUGUAGUAGAAUGAAAAGACACACCAUGAUAGACAGUCAUUUCAUCUCCCAUCCUCGAUGUCUGUGUCUUUAAAGUAUUUCUAAUGUGCCAAUCACUAGUCUCUAAACAUGAGUCACAUCAUAAGGAGGGGAAGUGGCUAAAAACAAGAGCAUUGAUUCCCCUUACGUAAAGGAGAGAGAUACUGGUUUAAUACAAAGAAUUAGCAAGAUGGGUCUUAUUUUGCUCCUGUUGAGUUUUGCAGGAUCAGUACGUCGGGGUUAUAUUUCCUAGAAUCAGAUAAAUUAAGUGGUGGAAAAGAUUCAUUAGGUCACCUUGUUCCUCCCACCUGCAAGUGCAGGGUUGUUAUUUUUGACUGUAUACCUGACUUCAGUCCAGUUUCCAGUGACUCAAAUCAAUAGGCUUGCACCACUUCCCUCGUGAGACUGUGCCCCAGUCUAACUGGUGGCGAUUGUUGGAAUUUUCUUCUAAUGUAAUCCUAUCAGUGAGGAUUUGCUUUGCCUGAAAUUCACCCCACAAGCUGCUCAGCAAUUGCAUUUGUUUUUAUCCUAGUGCCUUUUAUCAUCUGGGUAAAGCAUAGCACUUUACUAAGCAAAGUACAACAUACUAAUAUUACAGUAGCUGUAAUGGAAUCCACAACAGUGGCUGCCUAGCCUUGGCCAUUAGGUCCUCUAUGUGCAAAUACUGCAAUGAACACUUUCCAAUAGCAUGUGUAUUAUUUCCAAUAGCACUGAUUACCUGAACUCAUGUACAGUAACAUUCAUCUCUCAGGAUGUUUACACAGAGCCGUAUUAGGUGCUUCAGUGAGAAAAACAAAUGUUCUAGGAUUGGUUACUGAAGUGAGUCAUUUUCCCUUUUGAUUUUAAGCCUCCAUUGUUAUGCAGAGCCUUAAUCCUCUGCGGCAUUUCUAGCGAACAUCUGAAUGGACCUUUUGCAAAUUCAGUAGACUUAAGGCUUCUGACCAGCUGUGUUUUUUCACAAUAUAUGUUUAGCGUGUGCCUGUCUCUAAAGAGAGGAAAGAAAACAUUAAAUAUUUAUUAUGUUCCUGUC
Molecule: messenger RNA, 3985 nt
Organism: Chelonia mydas (Green sea turtle)
Lineage: Eukaryota; Metazoa; Chordata; Testudines; Cheloniidae
Gene: SLC25A19
Product: solute carrier family 25 member 19
Exons: 7
Coding region: 608-1573 (321 amino acids)
Biological process (GO): thiamine pyrophosphate transmembrane transport
Cellular component (GO): mitochondrial inner membrane
Molecular function (GO): thiamine transmembrane transporter activity
Source: RefSeq, a predicted model, not a curated record